AUGCUCCUUAUCAUGUUUCUCCUUCUGGAAAUUGCAUUUUCAGUUUGCUUUAUCAGCUGCGCCGUACGUUCCCAAUAUUCUUGUUAGAUCAGCAAUAACGAUUUCAUAGGUAUCUGCCGUUAGUAUAGGUCUGUCAAAUCAACCAAAAUGUACAUACUGCGGCUCGGUAUGGCUUCGUGUCGAAGGUUCCACCCAAACUCUUUUUGAAGGACAUGUUUCCACCAGUCCCAACAACAUCACUCUUCCCUCUUCAAAGGGCACACAUUGCGACGGUACAAACAACAAUGCAAACCCAUACCGAGGUGCCACUGCUACCAAUUACCUCCUCGAAGCAAGCUCGCAACCAUGGCCUUCAAAACUGCCAAAAUUUACAGUCGACGGCCUUUGGUACGAGCAAUUUGACGACUUCCUAAUCACACGAAUUGGAACAGACAUCCAAACACAAACAAUGUCGUGGGACCUGUUGGUAAACUGGAAGUUUGCUGAGGUUGGAGGAUGCCAGAUUCAACCCAACGGACAAUCGCAAGUUCUCUGGGCAUACGGAGCAUACACUGCAGGGAGGUUUCUAGAUAUAGCCAUGGAUGUGAAUUUCAACCACGAGAAACAUAAAAUCAAGGUAGCUGUUGGCGAGCCAAUCUUGCAUUUUGUCAGAGAUCUGAAAACGGAAACUCUUGUGGAAGGAGCGAGUUUAUUGGCGAGAGGAUUCUUGUCGAAUGCGGUAGAGGAAGUAAUAUAUCCAGUGGGAAGAACUACGAAUAUAAAUGGCACUAUCCAGGUACAUUUUCGUAGGCCUGGUUAUUUUUACGUAAAAGCAGAACGGGAGGGAGAUCUUAGAUCUAUUGGUCUUGCAGUUUUGGUUGUGCCGAUGUGA
Hymenoscyphus albidus is the source of this 871-nucleotide messenger RNA. Lineage: Eukaryota; Fungi; Ascomycota; Leotiomycetes; Helotiales; Helotiaceae. The record is from the annotation of a GenBank genome assembly.